Molecule: messenger RNA, 570 nt
Organism: Hibiscus syriacus
Lineage: Eukaryota; Viridiplantae; Streptophyta; Magnoliopsida; Malvales; Malvaceae
Exons: 3
Coding region: 30-407 (125 amino acids)
Source: RefSeq, a predicted model, not a curated record
UGGUGGAGGCGUGGAGCUGUGCGUAAACAAUGGCCUCUGGUGAAGGGGAAGAAUUCGUCUACAGGAUAAGCACGGCUGAGGAUUGGGAAGCAUUGCGAAAGAAUGGAUCUACUUUUGGCGGAGAUUUGGACAAAUCCUCUGGUUUCAUUCACUUCAGCUCGCUUCAUCAGGUAAAGCCUACUCUGCAGAAUUUUUUCUCUAACGUCAAGCUGGAUUUGUACCUUCUUCAAAUUGAUACUAAGAAGCUUGGAGGUGAAUUGGUGUAUGAACUUGUGGAUGGUUCCAACAAAUUCCCGCACUUCUACGGCCCAUCGCGAAGCUUUGCUCCUCUUCCAUUAGAUGCCGUUACGAAAGCCGAGAAGCUGUCGGUGGUAGACGGCCAUUUCAGCUGCAGUUUACUGAAUUAGCAGUGAUGGUUCCAACAGCUUCCCUCACUUCAUCAUCUUCUUGAACAUGUGGAGAAAAUAUAGCAUUUGAAUGUAAUAACCACACAAUGUUCUGCCAUUGUAACACUUCUAAUAUAUGGCAAUGGUGUGUGCACUUUGUUUAAUGAUGUGUUUUUAUGGAUUA